AUGCUCUCUCGAUGUUUUCUUGCCGCCGGAUUUGCAGCAUUGGCCUAUGCAGCGCAUCCGACCCGGCUCUACGUUGCGUCGUAUGCCGGUACCGUAUCGACUGUCGAGCUGAAUAACGCUGGCCAGCUUGAAGUCACCUCUACCGCGACAGAGUGUGCGCUGACCCCUUCAUGGCUGACCCUUGACCAACGGAAAAAGCUGCUUUAUUGUACGGAUAGAGACCUUACAUCAGGCAAUGGCACGCUCAACACUUUCAAAACAUCAUCGGACGGAAGGCUGGUACAUCUGAGCAGAGUUCCGACCAUUCCCGGCACAGUCAGUUCAGUCACAUAUGGCAAACAUGCCAAUGGCCUUGCCAUUGCGGCCUAUCAGACCUCGACUUUCCAGACAUUCGACGUCUCCAAUCCCAAAGCGCCGAAAUUUCAACAAGCUUGGACAUAUACCCUCGAAAAGCCCGGUCCUGUGCUGCCCAACCAAGAAGCACCUCAUCCCCACCAAACAGUGUUGGACCCGACCGGAAGAUAUGUCCUCGUUCCAGAUUUGGGCGCUGAUAUUGUGCGGCUCUUUGCAGUCGAUUCGAAGUCACUGCUUCUCAAGCCGCUCGACCCUCUUGUGACACUGCCUCCAGGAACUGGGCCCAGACAUGUUGCCUUCCACGUUACGAAGGACAAAAAGGCAUUGCUCUACGUCUUGGGCGAACUCGCCAACACCAUCGCCACUUAUGAAGUGACUUAUCCAAAGGGCCAAUCUCCGCAAGCGAAAGUGCUGCAGUCCAUUUCCACUUUUGGGGAAGGCAACUCGGCCCCCAGCGGAACAUCUGCAUCAGAGGUCCAAGUGACGGACGAUGGCCGAUUUGUCGUUGUCUCAUCUCGCGGCGACAAGACUUUUACCCUACCAAACUUUGAUCCCAAAAACAGCACCGAGAUCGCAUCCGACUCGAUCAUGACUUUUGGAAUUGAUUCUCACGCCGGCACACUGGACUUGUUGCAGGUCUUUCCGUCCGGAGGCCGAGUCCCACGACAUUUCGAGAUCAACAACGCUGGUACUCUGGUUGCUGUCGGGCUUCAGUCAGACGCGCGUGUCGUCCUAAUUGAUCGCGAUGCGAAGACUGGGAGUCUGAAGGGUUUCAAGGCAAACAUCACCAUUCCUGGAGAAAUUGUAGCCGCUAUUUUCGACGAGUAG
Molecule: messenger RNA, 1182 nt
Organism: Clonostachys rhizophaga
Lineage: Eukaryota; Fungi; Ascomycota; Sordariomycetes; Hypocreales; Bionectriaceae
Source: the annotation of a GenBank genome assembly